Messenger RNA from Rasamsonia emersonii CBS 393.64, 1488 nucleotides. Its product is annotated as Lipase/esterase. Gene Ontology annotation, molecular function: hydrolase activity. The record is from RefSeq and is a predicted model, not a curated record. The coding region runs from base 1 to 1488 and encodes 495 amino acids. The transcript has 2 exons. Lineage: Eukaryota; Fungi; Ascomycota; Eurotiomycetes; Eurotiales; Trichocomaceae.
AUGGCUGCCCGCAACAAAUCCGUCGCCAUGCUCAAGGCGCUGCUGGUCAGGAUUCCGUUGAUUCUCAAGACUCUCGUCUUGCAUGGACUCUACCUGUCUCCAGUCUCUGGCAAACAGGAUCUGCGCACGGAACUGACCGUCGCCAUUAUCCGCUCCUUUCUCGACAUCUCCAUGCCUGUCGGCAAACAGCAGCGGGUGUUGACCCGCGACCCGGGGAUCAAGGGACCCAUGUGGGUGUCCAAGGUCACCCUGCCGGCACCUGAAGACGAUGUCAAGGAUGCAGUGAUCAAGGCGAUCGACGAGUUGAAGACCUCCGGUGCGGAGACGUUUGAAGUACCCCCCGUGCGUCCCGUCGAAGCAGAAUGGACGGGGUAUCGCAGCGGUGUCGACAAGAAGGCCCCGCAGCCCAACUUGUCAGAGGAAGAAAAAUACAGGGAGCUCCGGAAGGAGUCGAAGUCGGACAUGGUCAUCCUGUAUAUCCAUGGAGGUGCACUCCUGAUGGAUCCCGCUACACACCGUAUCCCCGUUGCGCGUCUGUCAAAAUUGACCGGGGCUCCUGUCUUGUCCGUGCGAUAUCGCCUGGCACCUCAGAACCCAUUCCCGGCUGCGCUGGUGGACGUUCUGGUGGCAUAUCUGUCUCUCAUCUCACCACCACCGGGAUCUCUGCACGACGCGGUUCCUGCCGGCAAGAUCGUCCUUGCGGGUGACUCUGCUGGCGGCAAUCUGAGUCUGGCACUCCUACAGACACUCCUCACGCUGCGUCGGAUAGCCCCCAGCAUUCGAUUCCACGGCAAGGAUAUCCCUAUUGAGCUGCCAGCGGGCCUGGCCCUCAGUUCGCCCUGGUGCGACUUGACCAGGUCCAUGCCCUCGGUGCGCGACAAUGCCAAAUUCGAUUACAUCAUUCCUCCACACGAGCCGCCAGAGACUCUCUAUGCGCCUCCUCCGCAUCAACCGGACGAUGUCUGGCCGCGGUCGCCUCCACGCGUGGACAUGUACUCGGACGCCAACAUGGUGGCGCAUCCAUUAGUAUCUCCUCUUGCUGCUCGAAAGGAGCUCUGGAAGGGUGCACCUCCAUUGUAUAUCGGAAUGGGUGAGGAGGGUCUGACUGACGAGGGUCUGCUCCUUGCCCGCAAGGUGCACCAAGCCGGCAGUUCCGUAAUUGUGGACCAGUUCGAGGGCAUGCCGCAUUGUUUCGGACUCAUCAUGCUCGGAACGCAAGCGGGCAGGCGAUUCUACCAAAACUGGGCGGAUUUCUGCCGAGACGCCGUGGCCGGCCGGGUGAAAGAAGAAGAAGAAAAAGGGAAGGCCGGAGUGGGAUACCUGACUGUCCACCGGUACGGGCUGCGGUCGACGAAGCAGAUUCCUCUGGACGACGUGCACCCAUUUGAUGACGAGGACGUCGAGAGGCGGAUUCACGACAGCAUGAGGCGACGCGUCGAGGGCGAGACGGCGCUUGUGAAUGAAUGGCGAGUGAAAGCGAAGCUGUGA